AGAUUUCAUAAUUUGAACUAAAAACGAAAGUCUAAAUUGGACAAUAAUUACGGCAGAGAGGGAGUAUCAUGUUUAUUUAACUUCUAAAAUAUUUUAUGAUAGGUUAUUAUAACUGGAGGACGGACGGUGAAAGUGAAAGUAGCUGACUUCAGGGAGCGAUAUGUUUGUUAAUGAUAGUUCUGGUAGUACGCUGAUAUAACACAACAAAGAAUGUUUUGGCAGGCUUGCGGCGGUAGUCCCGAUUAGGCCGAUUUAAGAAGUCAGUCAAAGAAACAAGCCCAACCCAAUAAGGCUUAGUCCAAAAGCCAAAAGUCCGCGAUCUUCUAGGGCUUUAAAACUGACUCCCUUUCCAGUUUCCACUAUAAAAACCUACAAAACCCUAACAAACGUUUUAUCGCCAUCUCGCCCUAAACAGCACACCCAGCACUCAGAGUCAGACACGGAGGGAGAGAAGAGAGAUUCUGCGGCGGAAAUGGUGAACUACAAAUUUCACCAGUAUCAAGUUGUGGGGAGAGCUCUGCCCUCAGAAUCGGAUGAGCACCCUAAGAUCUACCGGAUGAAGCUUUGGGCCACUAACGAAGUGCGCGCAAAGUCGAAAUUCUGGUGUGUAAUCGGAUUCUCUUUCUAAUACGUUCAUUUUUUCUUGUCUGGGGCUGGGGGAAUGCAAUGAUCUGUAAUUUAGGAGUAUGAAACUUGUGCCUUUUGUUGUUGGAAAUGUAUGUGGGUUUAUGGCUUUAUUCGUUCGAUGCUUUUAUUUGAGGGUGAGAGGACAUGGAUUAUUUUACCUCGUUUGGCUAAGAAACUUUACUCGUUUGUACUGUCUAUUUGUUAGUUCUCUUUUUUUUUUUUGGGGGCGCGGGUGUUGGAGAUGGGUUAAAUAUGUGCGCUAGUUUUCAGAUUUUCUUUGUUUCCUUUCUUUCUUCUAAGGUAGGUGUGAUCUAGUUUUGCAUGGCUUUAUGAUGUUAUUAUUCGUGCUGGUGUGGUUAGAAUGAUAUGCUUGUUAGUUUAGCUAAGCAGAAGUUUUUCUGUCAUUUCCGUGGAUGAAAUGGUUUUCUUGUUCGUGCUGGUUGGUACUGUUCCUAAUUAUUGUCUAUUUUAGGUAUUUCUUACGAAAGCUGAAGAAAGUGAAGAAAAGCAAUGGUCAGGUUCUUGCUAUCAAUGAGAUAUUUGAGAAGAACCCUACGACCAUCAAGAACUAUGGUAUUUGGUUGAGGUACCAGAGCAGAACCGGUUACCAUAACAUGUACAAGGAGUACAGGGACACAACUUUGAAUGGUGCAGUGGAGCAGAUGUAUACUGAAAUGGCGUCUCGCCACAGGGUUCGCCACCACUGCAUUCAGAUCAUUAAGACUGCUACUGUCCCUGCCAAGCUGUGCAAGAGGGAGAGCACAAAGCAAUUUCACAACUCCAAGAUCAAGUUCCCCUUGGUGUUCAAGAAGGUCAGGCCACCUACCAGGAAGCUGAAGACAACCUACAAGGCAACCAGGCCAAACUUGUUCAUUUUUUUAGCUCUUCUACCUUCCGCGGCAUGCUCAUCCGUCUUCGUGUUGAAGCCAGCCAGAAAUCAUAUUGUCAUAAAACAUAAUCAAGGGGAUGAUCAGAAGGCAAAUCAUAUUGCUGUUCAUGGAAUCCUGUUAUGGGCUUCAAUGGGUUUUCUUAUGCCUGUUGGAAUACUGUUAAUCAGACUGUCAACUAAACAUGAAUCACAAAGGACAAGACUUAAAGUAUUCUUUUAUCUCCAUGCAGUUGUACAGGUAUGUGCAGUGCUGCUUGCAACAGCUGGAGCAGUACUGUCCAUCAGAAACUUUGAGAAUGCCUUCAAUAAUUGUCACCAAAGAGUUGGAUUAGCACUCUAUGGAGCAAUGUAUUUGCAAGUCUUAACUGCAUUUCGGAGGCCAAGAAGGGGAAGUAAAGCCAGAUGCAUUUGGUACAUAUUCCAUUGGAUUCUGGGAACAGCAAUAUCCUUUGUCGGAAUUUUCAAUACUUACACCGGAUUAAAAGCAUACCACAUCAAAACAUCAAGGAAUGCAACCCUUUGGACUAUACUUUUCACAGCUCAGGUGGGUUUGAUGGCAUUCUUUUACCUCAUUCAGGACAAAUGGGAUUACAUACAAAAGCAAGGAGUUGUGCAAACCGGGAAUGAACCGAAUAAUGUAACCCUUUCGCCAUUGUCGUCAGUUCAAGUAAAUACCCAAACGGAGGAUAAUAAGAAUAAGGCCGACGGCGCGAGGACGGGCCCGGGAGAAACUUCAUGGAUUGGACCAGACGGCAAGAAGUACCAUAGCCAUGACGGAUUGGCACCUCAUUCUCACGAGCCAAUUUACUCACCUGGCUAUUUUAGCCGGAGGGCUCGCCCGUUGACUAACCGAGAUUUCUCUGAAAGGGCUUUCACCAUUGGUAUUGGUGGUCCUGUUGGUACCGGGAAAACGGCACUAAUGUUGGCCUUAUGCAAAUUCUUGAGGGACAAGUACAGUCUUGCCGCUGUAACAAAUGACAUAUUCACGAAAGAAGAUGGUGAGUUUCUCAUAAAGCAUGGAGCACUUCCUGAAGAGAGGAUUCGUGCUGUAGAAACUGGCGGCUGCCCGCAUGCAGCCAUCAGGGAGGAUAUUAGCAUCAAUCUUGGUCCUCUUGAGGAGCUGUCUAACUUAUUCAAAGCAGACAUACUUCUUUGUGAAUCUGGUGGAGACAAUCUAGCUGCCAACUUCAGUCGAGAACUGGCUGAUUACAUAAUCUACAUAAUUGAUGUGUCGGCUGGCGAUAAAAUUCCACGGAAAGGAGGCCCAGGCAUUACCCAAGCUGACCUCCUUGUGAUUAAUAAAACUGACCUAGCAGAAGCAGUUGGCGCUGAUUUGUCUGUCAUGGAACGUGAUGCAUUGCGAAUGCGGGAUGGUGGUCCAUUUGUCUUUGCUCAGGUCAAGCAUGGUGUUGGAGUAGAGGAGAUAGUGAACAACAUCCUGCCAUCUUGGGAAGCAGCAACCGGGAAGAAGCGCCACUGA
Molecule: messenger RNA, 2996 nt
Organism: Oldenlandia corymbosa var. corymbosa
Lineage: Eukaryota; Viridiplantae; Streptophyta; Magnoliopsida; Gentianales; Rubiaceae
Source: the annotation of a GenBank genome assembly